This is a messenger RNA of Scatophagus argus, 2555 nucleotides long. RefSeq names its product cyclin-Y-like protein 1. Gene Ontology annotation, molecular function: cyclin-dependent protein serine/threonine kinase activator activity; protein kinase binding. Gene Ontology annotation, cellular component: plasma membrane. Gene Ontology annotation, biological process: regulation of canonical Wnt signaling pathway; regulation of cyclin-dependent protein serine/threonine kinase activity. The record is from RefSeq and is a predicted model, not a curated record. The coding region runs from base 751 to 1776 and encodes 341 amino acids. NCBI's taxonomy places the organism in Eukaryota, Metazoa, Chordata, Actinopteri, Scatophagidae. The transcript has 10 exons.
UUCACAGCUUCGGCUGAUUUGACAUCCAGGACGUGUCCUGCAAAUGCGACGAGAUGAAAGCUAACGUUGGCUAUCUUUUUAAAAUUCCACUACUCGCUUCCCUUCCACUUCCUUAGCUGUCUCUCGAGUCUUUUUCCAGUUUGUGAAUUUGUACGGCAGUCUGUUAGAAAAGCUUGUUGUUGUGAGAGAGACUUCAGCUGCAGUGAAUAUGGAUUGAUCUGUGCUGCUGAGGAAGCCAGGAAUGGAUUGAAGUGCGGAAGCUAGCGUUAGCCGGCUAGCCAUGGAGGGAGACAGAGGAGCCUGUGACUUUGUAUUGUUAGCUUCUGUACCGUAAAAUGACUUCAUGUUACUUAUUCGCCGCCCGAAAGUAUUCAAUCCACGCAUGUAAUUCUUCUUAAAGUGCGCCAGUGCUAUGCUGCGCACACGCCCUGAAUAUGUCAGCUGCCCCGCACAUACCGCAGAUACCCAGCUGGCUGUCAGCACGUAGGUCCCAUUCUACACUGAAGCCGGGUUUUUCACCUUGCAGCCAAACACACCAGCUUGACUACCCCUUAAUAUGCUCCACUAAAUUUGGUUAAUUUUAAAGAUUGAGUUCAGGUCUUCUAAUUCAGGUGUUCCGCGUCAUUAGGUGCCACUUGACAGCUUUAGAUUGAACUUUGCAUAAGUUGCAGAAGCAGUAGACCAGUGUGGGCCCCUCCUCGGUUGUAUGGGAAACGGUGCCGGCUGUAGCAGGACAGCUGUAGAUCAACGAUGGGAGGCUCUGUGUCUUGCUGCAUCUCCCCCGGAGAGAGUCCCAAGAUCCACAGGAGAGCGGUGGAGCUGGAGGAGUGUCCCAUCACCACCACCGAGGACGUGAGUGAGGACACUGGGACCUACCUGCAGCACAUCAGUGACCGGGAGCUCCCCGAUGAACUGGCCCAAGAGGCGAACCCAUCCGACCACCCAAGAGCCAGCACCCUCUUCCUGAACAAGUCGCAGACAGACGUACGGGAGAAAAGGAAGAGCAACUACCUGAAUCAUAUGUCCCCGGGGCUCCUGACAAAGAAGUACAGUUCCUGCUCGACAAUAUUCAUCGAUGACAGCACGGUCAGCCAGCCCAACCUGAAGAGCACCAUCAAAUGCGUCGCAUUGGCCAUUUACUAUCACAUAAAGAACAGAGAUUCAAACCGGUCACUGGAUAUAUUCGACGAGAAGAAGCACCCUCUGUCGCGAGAAAAGGUUCCAGACGACUACUCUGUGGUGGACCCAGAGCACAAACUCAUCUACCGCUUCAUACGGACGCUGUUCAGCUCUGCACAGCUCACAGCCGAGUGUGCAAUCGUCACUCUGGUAUACCUGGAAAGGCUCUUGACAUACGCUGAGAUGGACAUAUGCCCCUGUAACUGGAAGCGGAUCGUUCUCGGUGCCAUCCUGCUGGCCUCCAAGGUCUGGGACGACCAGGCCGUGUGGAACGUCGACUACUGCCAGAUCCUCAAGGAUAUCACAGUGGAGGACAUGAAUGAGAUGGAGCGGCACUUCCUGGAGCUCCUGCAGUUCAACAUCAACGUCCCAGCCAGCGUCUACGCCAAAUAUUACUUUGACUUGCGCUCCCUGGCUGAUGACAACAACCUCAGCUUCCCUCUGGAGCCGCUUAGCAACAAGCGGGCCCAGAAACUGGAGGCCAUCUCCAGGCUCUGCGAGGACAAGUACAAGGACCUGAGUAAAGCUGCUAUGAGGAGGUCGAUCAGCGCCGACAACCUGGUUGGCAUGAAGAACUCCCAGGCUGUGCUGUCUUAAGUAUCUGGCGGCCAUCUUGGAUGUGGCGAGGAGGUGGAGCAGCGGGCCAAAUGGGAAGCUCCGGGAUGUGACGCUGCAGCCAAGAAGACAGACGGCAUUCGUCAAGAGACAUUUUCAAAGUAGAGUAAUGUCCAUAACUGAAAAGUUUCAUUACAAAAUGUUAAAUGUCGACUUUUGGGAGGAAGAAAAGACCAGAAGGUUGACCGUGCAGCAGCUCUAAACUAUGAGUCCAGUCUCUGUGUGUUCAUUACAAAGUAAAUUUAAGCUAUCUGCUUCUAAAGCAUGGUGAUUUGGUGAAAUAUUUUGCAGAUUGUCACUUUUUUUUUUUUCUUUUUUCCCCCCAAAUGGUGGACGUGUAACUUGGGAAGGAAUCUGCAUGAAAAUGCUUCCCGAACCCACACAAAUUGAGGACCUCAUCUUCUUUUUUUUAUUUUUUUUUUAUUUUUUAAACAUAAUUUACAUCAGCCGACCUUUCAGGAAGUUCGUUCUCUGGCUUCUGCUCUCUUCUCUCCACCAGCCGUGUCAUCACUCCUGUAUUCACAUGACGGACUGUACUGAACUACCCUGUGGUGUAGUUCUGCACAUGGACAAAGAGUAGACUUUGUUUUGCUUACUAUGUAGGCUCCUAUAGCUGUGAAAUGUACGAGACUUUAUUUAAUUCAAAUAAAUUUCGUUCGCUGUUCAAGUCGAGGCUGCUUCGGUGGGAAAAUGUGUCUGGGUGACUUUUGUUCUGUGGGCGUUUUGGGGUGUUUUUGAUAAAUGAAGGAGUGAAAAAACAA